This is a messenger RNA of Notechis scutatus (mainland tiger snake), 2756 nucleotides long. RefSeq names its product RING finger protein 225. The record is from RefSeq and is a predicted model, not a curated record. Gene Ontology annotation, biological process: protein ubiquitination. Gene Ontology annotation, molecular function: ubiquitin protein ligase activity. NCBI's taxonomy places the organism in Eukaryota, Metazoa, Chordata, Lepidosauria, Squamata, Elapidae.
GGGGCCGGCACACGGCUGCGGAGGCGCGGCAGAAAAAGGCGGCAGCGCUAAAGAGAGCGAGAGCAGAGCUGCUGGCGCACAGGAAGGCCCGCCCGCGUCUCCGGACGGAAAUGUCAACUCAUUUCCUGACCAAUUCCUCCGAAGUUUGUUGAAUGGAAGCGUGGAUUAUUGAAGCAUGACACCUGAGUCCUUCGGCUUUUGGUCUUUCAGUGUUUGGGUCCAUUGCAACCGCCAGUGACACCAUGGCCCACCACAAUGUCGGUUUCCAACCUGAACCCUCAGCCCCACCCUUGGAUUCCAAGGAGGAAGCCGUGAAUGGCAAGGAGGAACCGUCCAAUGCUGAGCACAGCCCUUUGGACUGCGUUAUCUGCUUCACCCCUUAUGACCAGCUCUUUAAACUGCCAAAGGAGCUGAGCUGCAAGCACGUCUUCUGCCUGGAGUGCCUGGCCCGCAUCAACGUCUCCUCAGAAGAUGUCAACGCCAUUACCUGCCCCGUCUGCCGGGCACCCACUGUCUUGCCUCCCCGCAAGGGCCUGCCGGGGCUUCCCACCCGCCGUGACUUGCUGGAGCAGCUCAGCGCAAUGCCGGUGCCCCCUGGCUCAGUGCGCUUUGAUCGUCGGCGGGGUUUGCUCUACUUGCCAGCGGGGAAUAAAAGCGGGGCUCAAGUCGGAUCGAAGCCAGGACCUCCGCUCAACACUGUCAGUUUGAGUGUUGAUGUCGGGAGGCCUCCUCCCCCAGGGUCGGUCCGAAGGCUGGCCGUCUCGGGUUGGCCAUUCUAUGCCGCUCUGUCGGUCGCCUUGCUCGUUACUGUCGCCUUGAUAGUCUGUGGCAUCUACAUCUUCAUGAUGCCUUCCAUGUACAUUUCAGUGGGAGGAUUUCCCAAAGGGAAUCACAGCUUUGGCCUUGGAGGAAACCACUCUAAUCCCGUAAGUCCGUCCUCAACCGAACGCUAAGAGAUGGGCUUCCUGCAUCCACCUGUUGUGAUUGUGCUGCUGGUAAUUUCAGAUUCUCCAGAAACUCCCUGGCCUCCUCCAGUUGCCUGGGUAGGAUGGAUGGGAAGAUAAAGCUUCACUCUGCUAAUCCUUUUCCUCUCUGGAGGCUGUGGCACCACCAGCACUUUACUGUAUGGGGAAUCACUCCUGGGACUUCCACUGGCACUUUUUCUCGCAGCCACCCAGCUGAGGAUCAUCUUUAGAGGAGGUGUAUUGGAGAGGUCGAAGUGGCCCCUUUGCUGUUUUAUUGCUCAGAGGAACAGGCCAGUGGAAAAACAGAGCAUGUUAUAACUUCUUGGUGGAAGGGAGACAUUAAGCCACCUUAAUUGGGACCUUGGCAGAGACAUACCAUGCUGUUAAAAUAUUGCCAACCUUCCUUAUCCUGGUGCCCUCCAGGCAUGCUAGUUCAUUAUCCCCAACCCCUCCAGGAUGUUGUAGUCCAGAUGUCAGAUGGUGCCAGGCUGGAGACUUAUCAUUCCAGAUGAGGGGAACAUCAUUUCAAGUACCGAAGCCAAUUGCAGCUUGAAACUUUUUCCCCAAUCAGAAAUUUAAUGCAGGGCAGAAUGUAACGGGGUAAAACUCUUAGGAAACGUGGUUAGGAAGAGGCAAGCGAGGAUGACGUUUCCAUUGGCCUUUUCUCCUGAACAGCUGGUGAAAUCUACUCUGCGGUUCUGCUUCACAAAUGGAUCUGGCACAUCACUCCCAGGGAUUGAGGUUUCUUUGGCAAAGGGACUUCCUCCCUAGGAACUGCACUUUCACUGUUCUUGGUGUUUCUUUUUUGCUUUCUAUCCUCUCCUCCUGGGCCCCCAGGCUACACUACUCACAGGAGCAGCUUGGCAGACAAAUCCCCCGUUUGGUGUGGGGUUGAGUCAUGGGCACCUUUCCAAAGAUACCCAAGUGAGAUUAAUUGUUGAUGCUGCUCUGGAAUUCUGGCCAGCGUGAAUAUAGAUGUCGAGCCUUGUGGAUUACAACAGCCGCUAAUGAAGUAGUACAAUAUCACUUCCAGUUUAUUGCUUGUUUUGCUACUUUAGUUUUCUCAUCUUCUGUGGCCUGAAAGCAGGAAUCCUAAAAUGCCAAGGUUUUCCUAACGUCUAGUGAAGCGAGGGGACUUUACCUGCUCUGAGAUACUUGCUAUGUGGCCAUAAAGGCCCAAGACUGGGAUUUAGGAAGGAGGGAGAGAUGGGGUGGAACAGAAAUGCACAAAGACAGCCUGUGAUAGAGAGAUUUUAUCUCCAACUCAAGAGUCAUAAUUUUUCUUUUAUUGGAUUGUGGUUAUUAAUUGGCUGGGGGCAAAAAAACCCCAACCAUCUGGCUUUGUAUCUGUGGCUUACUAGCAGCAGAAAAUGCACAGAUCAGCAGAUAAAGUGAGAAGCAGUUACGGGCAAUUAAUGCAGGUCAAAUUACUCUGAAACACAACAGGACGGAUCAGUUAGGGAAGGAAGAAUGCCAGUAAAAUUCUGCACUCUUCAGGUUUUGUGCCUUAGAAAUUACUCUUUGUUUUUGUUUCUGUUAUUGUUGGCCACUUCGUUCUUGGAUAUAUGCCCCAAAGCUGUUUCACCAUCCUGUAUAAGAAGUCUGUAUUAUUGGGGGGAAAUACUUAUCUGUAAAAAUAUUGGCCAGCUGCUUUGAACUUGAUACUUGUGAUAAGGAAAUUUAGAACUGGAGUCCAAAAGCCUAGGACUCUAUGCCCAUUGCCCGAAGAAGUUUAAUCUUCUUAAAUGUUUUGUCUGCAAUCACAAAUAACCGUUAAAAGACUCUCACAGA